Molecule: messenger RNA, 887 nt
Organism: Anopheles nili
Lineage: Eukaryota; Metazoa; Arthropoda; Insecta; Diptera; Culicidae
Gene: Coq7
Product: 5-demethoxyubiquinone hydroxylase, mitochondrial
Exons: 2
Coding region: 1-576 (191 amino acids)
Biological process (GO): determination of adult lifespan; regulation of gene expression; ubiquinone biosynthetic process
Cellular component (GO): mitochondrial inner membrane; nucleus
Molecular function (GO): 3-demethoxyubiquinol 3-hydroxylase activity
Source: RefSeq, a predicted model, not a curated record
AUGCUGCAAAUCACGCGAGGAGUACACACGGGGUUAGGAUUGUCAGCACAGCGAUGCUCGAAGCUGGUGGACAGCGUUUUAAGAGUAGACCAUGCCGGAGAACUGGGGGCUAAUCAAAUUUAUCGUGGUCAGAUGGCCGUCCUCGGACACACAAAGUCGGGCAAAACUAUCCAGCACAUGUGGGAGCAGGAGAAAGCUCACAAAGAGGAGUUUGAUCGGCUGAUAAACAAGUACCGUGCACGACCAACCGCACUGCUGCCCUUCUGGAAUGUAGCCGGGUUCGCGCUGGGUGCUGGAACUGCCCUGCUGGGUGAGAAAGCCGCUAUGGCGUGUACGGUCGCGGUCGAGUCCGUGAUAGUUGAGCAUUACAACGACCAGCUGCGAAAGUUGAUGGAUGAUCCGACUUUCACCGACAAGGAGCUGCUCGACACGAUCCAACGCUUCCGGGAUGAGGAACAGGAACACCACGACACCGGAAUCGCGCACGGUGCGGAACAAGCGCCCUUUUAUCGCGCUCUGACUGACGUCAUCAAGUUCGGAUGCCGUACGGCAAUUAAGAUUGCGGAGAAGGUUUAGGUGACGGCAUGAGUAUGCCAGCUCGGAAGCUGAUUUCCCAGUGCCAUGUGUGCUGGUCAAGGUUAAGCUAGGGUUCAUGAUCAAAUUCGCCUAGCAAAUGCGUUUUGGUAUACUAGCACAAAGCUAGCAGGAUAAGCGAAAGUUCGAGCGAUGAAAAAUGUGGCGGAAAUUCUCGGAUUGGCCGUAGCCCUAAGCGUGGGUUUUCAGUAUGAUUUAUUUUGCUGUUAAUAUUGUUCAUAUUUAUUAGCGAUGCUGUAGACCAAACUACAAUAGUCGAACGAAUGCACGGAACUACCAAAUAAACCGUACGU